AUGGGGGGGAGGCGGCUGCAGCUGUUCCGGCUGUUCCCUCUGCUGCUGCUGCUGCUCCCCCCCCCCGCUGCCCCCUCCACCUCCACCCCCCCCUCCGCACCUGCGCACUGCGCCCUCCGCAGCCUCCGCGUGCGCGUGCGCGACCUGGGCCUGGGCUACCCCUCGGACGAGACCAUCGAGUUCCGUUACUGCGGGGGGGGCUGCGCCGCCGCUCCUCCCUCCAACCACGUGAUGGCGCUGUCACGUGUGGCCCCCGCCGCGCUCGGCGCCCCCUGCUGCCGCCCCGCCCGCUUGGAGGACGCCGCCUUCCUCGAUGAGCGCAUGCGCUGGCACCGCCUGCGCCAGGUGUCGGCCGCUGGGUGUCGCUGUGUGGGGUGAGCCACGCCCCCUGCCGCUUAAACCACGCCCCUUCGG
Messenger RNA from Melopsittacus undulatus (budgerigar), 414 nucleotides. RefSeq names its product persephin (gene PSPN). NCBI's taxonomy places the organism in Eukaryota, Metazoa, Chordata, Aves, Psittaciformes, Psittaculidae. The transcript has a single exon. The record is from RefSeq and is a predicted model, not a curated record. Bases 1 to 378 code for a protein of 125 amino acids. Gene Ontology annotation, molecular function: receptor tyrosine kinase binding; glial cell-derived neurotrophic factor receptor binding; growth factor activity.